Molecule: messenger RNA, 6651 nt
Organism: Microtus ochrogaster (prairie vole)
Lineage: Eukaryota; Metazoa; Chordata; Mammalia; Rodentia; Cricetidae
Gene: Lpgat1
Product: lysophosphatidylglycerol acyltransferase 1
Exons: 8
Coding region: 16-1248 (410 amino acids)
Biological process (GO): phosphatidylinositol acyl-chain remodeling
Cellular component (GO): endomembrane system; endoplasmic reticulum
Molecular function (GO): acyltransferase activity
Source: RefSeq, a predicted model, not a curated record
GCCGCCACCGCGUCCAUGACCGCGACCCCCGGGCCGGGGACUCCUGCCGCCGCCGCCGCUGCCGCCGGCCCUCAAUCCUGUCGCCGCUCGCCGCCUGCGCCCGUUGAGAAAGACGGGAGCGACGCCAAUGUGAGCAUGGCUGUGGCCGUGGAAGAAGCUCCGUGGAUGGGCUGGGUCGUCGCGAAAGCCCUGAUGAGAUUUGCCUUCAUGGUCGCCAACAACCUGGUUGCUAUUCCAUCCUACAUCUGCUAUGUAAUCAUACUGCAGCCCCUCCGGGUGCUGGACAGUAAGCGCUUCUGGUAUAUCGAGGGACUCAUGUACAAAUGGCUUUUAGGAAUGGUGGCGUCCUGGGGAUGGUACGCUGGAUACACAGUGAUGGAAUGGGGGGAAGAUAUUAAAGCAAUUUCUAAUGAUGAAGCGGUGAUGUUAGUGAACCACCAGGCAACUGGAGAUGUGUGUACAUUGAUGAUGUGCCUACAAGACAAAGGACCGGUUGUCGCCCAAAUGAUGUGGCUGAUGGAUCAUAUUUUCAAGUACACAAACUUUGGAGUUGUUUCUCUAAUUCAUGGGGACUUCUUUAUAAGGCAGGGAAGAUCCUAUCGUGACCAACAGCUGCUGGUUCUCAAGAAGCACCUAGAACAUAAUUACAGGAGCAGGGAUCGAAAAUGGAUUGUUUUGUUUCCUGAAGGGGGCUUCCUCCGGAAGAGGAGAGAAACAAGCCAGGCAUUUGCCAAGAAGAAUAACUUGCCAUUUCUUACACAUGUCACUUUGCCAAGGUUUGGGGCAACAAGCAUUAUCCUGAAUGCACUUGUAGCACGGCAGGAAAAUGGAAGUCCAGCAGGAGGAGAUGCUAAAGGCCUAGAGUGCAAAUCAAGAGGCCUCCAGUGGAUAAUAGAUGCAACCAUAGCUUAUCCCAAUGCUGAGCCAAUAGAUAUUCAGACCUGGAUCCUUGGAUACAGGAAGCCGACAGUCACUCAUGUUCAUUACAGGAUUUUUCCAAUUAAAGAUGUGCCGUUGGAGACGGAUGACCUCGCCAGGUGGCUGUAUGAGCGGUUUAUUGAGAAGGAGGACCUCUUGUCCCAUUUCUACAGAACAGGAGCCUUUCCUCCUCCCCAGGGCCAGAAGGAAGCUGUUUCCAGGGAGAUGACCCUCAGCAACACGUGGAUAUUCCUCAUUCAGUGCUUCGCAUUUUUGUCAGGCUAUCUGUGGUACCACAUCAUUCAGUAUUUUUACCAUUGCCUAUUUUAGGAAAUGAUUUGGACUUGCCACAUAGGAGGAGUUCAGACUUCAUACAUGUGCUUUAUUUUACAUGUGCAAAUCUAAAUAUACAAAUCAAAAUAUAUAAAAAGCAAAGGAAAUUCAAAUGGAUGGAUUAAUGUUUAUCCCCCUUUGGGAUAUUUUAAAAUCUACUACAAUGAAGAUCAGUAAUACAAUGAAGUGCUAAUGUAUUUUAAGAACUUUUUCAUGUUUUAAGGAGAUACACUCUACCAUAUGUUUAUGCAAGCAUCACACUGGGAGAAGAGGAAAUCAUAAAAUCAUCCUAGAAGACUUCGAAAGAAACUGUUGCCACCAGAUGCCCUUGGUCAUGCCCCUGUUCAGAAGCUGUGCUCCUCUCUAUUAGGGCGGAGCUUCACAGUGUUAAUGUGUCCACCCGUCAUGCCGAGGACUAGCCUUCUCUAACAGGCUGCAGUCCUCAAUCCUGGCUGAGGAGCAGUGUCCACUGUCCACGGAACCACUGUAUCCUGGGAAGGCUAGCUCACCCAGCACCAUGCUAACAUGUGCUAGUGUUCUCCCUCUGUCAGGGAAGAGGAGCACCACUUCCUCUUUGGUAUAGAAGGCACAUCAUCAAGUGAUAAUUGUAGUUUACAAAAUGCACUUUUAUCAGAUGCAAAUAUAACAAAGGGUAGUAACAUAGCUGGAAACAAAAGGAAGCCUCGUCGUGAGCAGGCUCUCAGGAGGCUGUCCUGUCUGCGUGCUUGCCCAUGAUGCACCUCCCCGGCCCCACUCCCCUCCCCCAACUUUAACAUAGUAGCACCAAAUGUAUUUGAGGGCAGUUAAAGCAAAUUAUGCAAACAUUUAAAUGGCCAGUUUAAGGGAAGUAGACUAGCAUAUUAGGAAAUAAAACAUAGAAGCAGACAUUGGCUUGCAGUAUUGACAGGGCCUCCAGGUGCCCCCAAAAUCUGUGCAGACAUCAGUGUGUUCUGUCAUUAUGUCAAGCGGCUGCUCUUCUCAGGGUAGCAGGACCUGGAGACAGCAGCUCAGGACACCUCCCAGUCUCUUCCAGUUGUUUUUGAAGAGGGCAGAGUCAGGCAAGUUUCUGUCAUUGUGUUCUUGUGAUUUACCUCACAGGAGAACCAGACUUUGCAAAAAGUACAGACACUGCAUCGGUAUUGAGACAGAGGGUUUGGUUUAGGAUAAUAAAAUGUUUAAACCUGAAUAAGGCAGCUGGAGUUUCCCGUGGCAUGAACACUGUAGAUUCCCCUAUUGUGACUAACAGCACAAAUAACAAUUCUGAGAAAUAGGCUGUAAAACAAAAGUAAAGACUAAUGUUUUCUGUUUUUCAAAUAAACCAAAAAAAAAUAAAAAGAGGAAAAGAUGCAAAUUGCCCCACUUGUACGGGAAAGGCUGAACAACACCAAAUAAAAGCCCAUAGCACUUCAUCUUCAGCAAACCCAGAGCACAUGUGGAAGGGAAUGACAUGUUAGCUGGCGUACCUCACCUCACCACACCACUGCUGUUACUCUGCAGGAGACCUCUGGUGUGGGAGCAGCUGUUUACAAACAGCUGUUUGCUCUGGUUUACAGUGACAGUGAAUAGGUGGAGAAAGCUGCUUCACCUGGAAAUGAUGGGCAGCCAGAGAGAAGCUGCUCAGUGCUUCUAUCUGAGGCCCAGGAAAGGCUGGGUGAAUCUAAUGGAGGCAUCAGCCGGCCAUCUGGGGGAGAAGUUGUUCACUAGCUAGCAGCCUAUUUAAGCCACAGACUGCAGUGGCCAGCUCCUAGAUGAGUCUGUGCAUCCAUCCAUAUGUGCAGACAGAAUUGUGGCUCUGGCCCCUGCUCCCACUACUGUGCUCCAAAGGACAUGAUCUUUGAAUAUACCGUACAUGGGGAACUCGCUCCCCUAAGAGGCAUCACUUUCAGAUGUAACUUUUGAUAAUAUACCUGAGCUACAAAUAGAUAUGUAUUUGAUCUGUCCUACACAUCUUCAGUUCAUUCAACGUGUCUUCUGUGUGCAAAGCCUGUUUGAGAGUAUUGAUAGUAGUUCCUUACCAGGAACUGGAGUCCACCUGCUUGAGCUAAUUAGGAAAUGUGAAGAACAGGUAUUCUUCCUAACAGUCAGGGGAAACUGCAAUAUGCCACUGUAGAGAACAGAAUAAAUUUCCCAUUUGUACUGUGUGUGAAGAAAGGAAAUUAAUGUCUCAAGAUAGGAGGAAAAGUGAGUAAAGCCACACCAGUUUGUAAAGGCAUCCUUUAGGGUUGCUGCUCUUUGUCCUCAGCUGCAGACAGGCUGGGCAACUCGCUGCUAGAGUCCUUGGACCACAGACAAGACCGAGCAACAGCUCACCUCACCCAGUUUCAGAAAUACAUGUGUGACUGAGCAGCCCAUAAGCAGUGGAAGCAAAGAAAAGCCAGAAUGGGAUGAAGCUUGAAUAGAUGAACUAGUUAGAUGAGAAUUUAGUAAAGUGUGAAGCGAUAGCUGUGGAUUCAGAUCUGUCAUUUAUUAGUGCUUGGUAUUACAGCUCUUAAAUUCCUAUAGCAAAGAACUUGGGAUUGCUGAAUAAGUAGUCAAUUACAGGGUAGUUAAUUCAGUAUUAAGUCAUAGGAAGCCAAAACAAUAAUUUUUUGUAGGAAUUUCAGACAACCAGCAGGAAGAGAAAGCACCAAAGCCAGCAUAACCUGUGGGCUGGACAGGCAUCUCUGAACAAGACAGAGUUGGUGCAGCUGAAAUUGUCCCACCCAUUGUGGCCUCUGAUGUGGUUGUCUGGAUCAGUGUUGGAAAUGCCACUUCAUUCGUGGCCAUGUGUGUGGCUCCCUUCUUAUUAAUUUGUCUUAGUGAUGUGUUUUGACAAUCAGUAAACACCGAAGACUCUUACCAACUUGGUCCCGGUUGCAGUCACAGAAAGUGGUCUUUGACCACAGGAGUCUUCUGUGUCCCGUUCACGUUUGUUUGCUGAACAGGAGGAGUUAACUAAUGUUUUGUGGUUUUUAUCCUUUUCUUUGAAGUCACUGCACAACAGUGAACAGAGUUACCAUUACAGAAAGUGUAUUCAGCUCUGUCCCACAAAGGGUGGAAGAUAAUGGUGUCUUCUAUGGGAUGUUUGCCCUACGAGUGCUGUGAGCCUUCCAGCUGCAGGCAGGAGAGUCAAAGGAGCUCUGAGUUACAGGUGUGCUAGUUCAUGUCGUGAUGGGUAGACACUGUUUGGGACCAAAACCACCUACGUUGGAAAUUUCUGGAUCACAAAGGAGCCUGGCAUACUCUGAAGCAGUCAGUGGUUGGUGCUGUGUGGCAGUCAUUUGUACCAGCCCCAGUAGUUACCAAGUGGGCUCUGAGAAGAAGCUGCAGGUUCCCAACUGUUGGGGAAGAAUGGCAUAGUCACGUAAGGUGCAGUCUUGGGCUAUCUGCAGAAAUGCCAUCUGAGGAAUUUUUACAUUUAAUAUUUUUUUAAAACAGUCUUAAAGAGCAAAAAAAAAAAUGUAUGUAUAUUAUAGUUGCAAAGUAUGCAGAUGCUUUGAAUGACUUUAUUUUUAUUGUGUAAAACUGUUGAACACGACUGUGGUGCACAAAUUCUUUACAUGUAAGGAGUCUAUGCAUUUUACAGUAACAUCUUUUGAUUGGGUAAUGAGACAGUUAUACAUUCAACUGCCAUUGUUUUUAUUAAGUGCGUUCACUUCCUUUGCAGUUAUUAUAAAGUUGUAUUUAUUUUCUACAGAUGCAUUUUUGUUUUCAUAGUGCUGUAAUGUUUACUUCAGCUUGUUGAGCUUUCUUUGUGAUCCGCAUGUCACAGUGUGUUUUAAGAAUGUCUGUAAAGGCUGUGGCAACUGCAAUUUACUUCUGUAAAGGGCUGGUCACAUGUGGAUCUGGUUUCUGAAUGCAUUAGGGAUGAUUUUACCAGAUUACCUUUUCAGAAACUUAGAUAUUGUGAAUACCAAAAGAAGCAUUUUCUCAGCAAAAAUUAAUAGCUGGUUCUAUUUUUUUUAAUGUAGAGAAAAUAAAGUUGAUUCUUUUUUUUCCAAAACAAUGCUUUUAAUUCUUAAUAGUGGGGAUGGGUAUCUGUGCUGUCCUGGAGCUUCACAGUGUGAACCGCUGGCACUCGUGCCUGGAGCUCAGCAUUCAGUGGCUGGUGAGAAAACCAUCUGCUUCCUUCCGGGACUUAAAAGAUUUGCCUUUCCUCAAGUCUUCUCAUUUGUUGCGUGAUGGUAAAUGUUUAGCAGUCCUCUCUCUUGGAGAAAAUUAUGUAUGUAAGUGCACAUACAUAUGUAAUAAAUUUUGCUUAUAAGAGAUAUUUAAUGCAAUUAGCAAAUAAUAAAAUAUAAUUGGUUUUUACAUUAUAAUUGUCAUUGCUGAACCCUCAGAGCCAACCUGUGACUGAAUAUCAACCAUGAUUUGAUUGAUAGCGUGAUGUCCUGAUAUCCUAACCAUCUCCACAUAGACUGUUAAUCAAUCUAGUGUUUGACUUAUUACUAGACUCUUACCCUUGUACAGAGCCUCCUUUUAGCGUCAGCGUUAAUUAGUUUAGAUAAUUCAUUUUUAAUUAUAUUAAAACCCUAAAGUUAAAUGAUAAGAAGCCAGGCGAUGGUGCACACCUUUAAUGCCGGCACUCAGAAAGCAGAGCAGGCAGAUCUCUGAGUUUGAGGCCAGCCUGGUCUACAGCAUGAGUUAGUUCCAGGACAGCCAGGGCUACACAGAGAAACCUUGUCUCAAAAAACCAAAACCAGUAGGAGGCAAGUCAGAAAGUCAGAGCUACCUUCACCACAAUACUGUCGUCUUUCUGUGUUUUGAUUUGACUUCAUUAUUAGCAUUGGAUACAAUUCUCAGAAUUGAUUUACUCAUUGCUCCUUGCAGGUUGUGAAGUGUGGGAAAAGCACGGAUAUGGCCGUGGGGAGUCUGACGGCAGAUAGCCUUUCAGGACGCACGGUGGCCAGCACAUGGCCAGCACGCUUCGCCUCUCGGAGCUGAGUAAAUGCAGGACAAAACAUUGAUGGUUUAAUUACUUGUUUGUAAAAUAUGUUUGACCCCGUUGAGAACUUUUAAUGUAUUAAAAUAUCUCGCACAAUCCUACCAAAUAAGUUAAGUAGUUAGCGUUCAGUCUACCUCUUCUUUUCCUGGCUGGAUUUAGGCUGCUGGUUGGGGGAGGCUGCAGUUUUAUUUCCCCUAUGAAGUACUUUAUGUGGAGAACAGCAGAUUCGGGGCUCUCUGAGAUCUGUUGCUGACCAUCCCUAUACACCCCACAAGGUGGGGGAAAGCCAUUGUUUUUAAUUCCCACUUAAUAUGAAAAUGUUUGUUUUAGGAAAAUGUUUCUUGCUGGUGAAAAAUGUAUUUUUAAAAGGAAAAACCAAAUCCUCUUUUGGUCCGAGGAGUCAGCUGUAUGAGCAGGUGUGACCGUGUCAUAACAUGCUGAUGUCAUAGAAAUCAAUAAAUUUUUACCUCUCAGGA